This is a messenger RNA of Ceratotherium simum simum (southern white rhinoceros), 1362 nucleotides long. It is a transcript of the gene FAM110D, whose product is annotated as family with sequence similarity 110 member D. The record is from RefSeq and is a predicted model, not a curated record. Lineage: Eukaryota; Metazoa; Chordata; Mammalia; Perissodactyla; Rhinocerotidae.
AGGCUCGCUCAGCUUUUCCUGUGGAGAGUGAGGUUUGGCUGCCACCAAAGUUACUUCCAGUCCUUGCUGUCCCUCCUGCCCUUCAUCUGGCCCUGCCCAGGGACCCCUGCAUUCAGCCUCCCCACACAGAGGCCCCAGGGAGUUCAGCCAAUUGCUCUCCACUUCUCAACUAGCUGCCUACCUCCAGUGGCUUAUGGGGCACUGUCCUACCCAACUCUGCUAAGAUGCUCCAGGCCUCUCCCUCCACCCCGUCCAGGGGACGGACCCCCAGCGCAGUGGAGAGGCUGGAGGCUGACAAAGCCAAGUAUGUCAAGACGCACCAGGUGAUAGCGCGGCGCCAGGAGCCAGCUCUGCGCGGCGGUCCCGGGCCGCUUACGCCGCACCCCUGCAAUGAGCUGGGGCCCUCUGCAUCGCCCAGGACGCCCAGACCGGCCCGACGGGGCAGUGGCAGGCGACUGCCAAGGCCUGACUCGCUCAUCUUCUAUCGCCAGAAGCGGGACUGCAAGGCUUCUGUGAACAAAGAGAACGCCAAGGGCCAGGGGCUGGUGCGGCGCCUCUUCCUGGGAGCCCCCCGAGACGCCGCCUCGAGCAGCCCGGCCCCAAUAGAACGACCUGCGGCUCCCGGGGCUUGGGCCGCCCCCCAAGAUGCCCCGGAAGCGGCGGGAAAGCGAGCGCUGUGCCCCACGUGCUCGCUGCCCCUAUCGGAGAAGGAGCGCUUCUUCAACUACUGCGGCCUGGAGCGCGCGCUGGUGGAGGUGCUGGGAGCCGAGCGCUUCUCUCCGCAGAGCUGGGGCGCCGAGGCCAGCCCCCAACCUGGGUCGUCGCUGCUGCCCGGCUCCGGGGACACCAGCGACUGGACGUCCAGCGACGGCGGCACGGAUCGCCCGAACGGUGCGGGCGGCGGCGGGGGCUCGGAAGCGGCGGGCUCGGCGCGGGACGGGCGCCCGCCGGUGUCGGUGGUGGAGCGCAACGCGCGCGUCAUCCAGUGGUUGUAUGGCUGCCAGCGCGCCCGCUGCCCACCCCGCGAGUCCGAGGUGUGACAUCGGCCGCUCGGGAGCCGGCUCCCGGGGAGUCCGGGGUCCAGGGAGGGGCAAGGGGUGACCGCGGGCAUGGACCUGGGCACAGGCAGGGACACCCUGCCUCUGACGCGCAGGGUGCCUUUAGGCGAGCCCUUCACUCUGGAUCGCGGCUUCCCGAUGUGAACCAUGGGGGGAUGGGACAAAAUCUCGAAGGCCCUUCCCAGCAUAGGCAUCGGAAGGGGAGGUGGCGGCCUCGUGGCCCCUGUGGAGGCCGGGUCUGGGGAUCCAAGACUGGGGUGGGAGAUCAAAGAACCUGCUGAAUAAAGUCAAAACGUUAUUUAAA